Molecule: messenger RNA, 2346 nt
Organism: Ilyonectria robusta
Lineage: Eukaryota; Fungi; Ascomycota; Sordariomycetes; Hypocreales; Nectriaceae
Product: fungal-specific transcription factor domain-containing protein
Exons: 6
Coding region: 85-2085 (666 amino acids)
Biological process (GO): positive regulation of transcription by RNA polymerase II; DNA-templated transcription
Molecular function (GO): DNA-binding transcription factor activity, RNA polymerase II-specific; zinc ion binding; sequence-specific DNA binding
Source: RefSeq, a predicted model, not a curated record
CUCUACCUCUAUCCCUUGCAUCGAUACAUGCCUGACAUAGUCAUCUUUCAAAGUCUUCAUCACUGAUAGCUGCGAGUAACAAACAUGACGGCCUGCGCCCGUUGCCGACAAAAAAAGCGAAGAUGCGACCAGCAAUUACCGAGUUGUCGCCUGUGUAGACUCGCCGGGACAGAGUGUGUUGAAUAUGAUACUGUGGCUGGACGACAGGUCCCGAGAAGCUAUAUUCCCAAACUUGAACGACGCAUCGCCCACUUAGAAUCAAUCCUCCAGGAAAACGGCAUUCAUGACCUCCGUGACGAGAGUGCUGAGGAUCCAAGGCGUCCAUCAUCGACCAAUCUGACGCCAUCUCCGAGUGUUGACCUAGGGUCAGGGCCCUUGCCUCUAGAAGAACCCGUGGAUGACACUUUGCACCAGAUAGAGAAAAGUCUCAGUCCCGAUUUGAGGAGUUCGGUCGACAAAGUGGUAGGCUUAACACGCAGUGAGCCUGCACCGGACCUCUCUUUUUCUCGGAUCCUCCUAGCAGAGCUCAUGCACUCUACAAGUCCCUCUCGGCCAACGACCUCUGAGCCAACUUUAACGGAAGCUGCCAUAGUACAGAUCCCCCCUGACAUAGGGUCAAACUUCGACACAAGCGCAUUAUCGCUUCCGACUAAAGAAAUUGCUCAAAGCCUCGUAAAAGCAUACUUCCGAUUCGCAAGCAUAGCUAUGCCACUACUACACCAACCUACAUUUGAGAAAAAACUGGACCUCAUCUACAGCAUGCCUCGAAUCAUAAACUUGAGUAAAUCUCAUACGGAUGUCAACGCAAGGAUCGCUGUCUUCUUCGUCCUGGAGGUCUUCGCAGUAGCGCUUCUCAUCAUGCAAAAACAGGACCCAUCCAGGAUAUCAAUUUGGCUAGCAGAUCGAUACCACAAGGCGGCUCUUAGCGCCUUGAAUAUGGCGUCCAUUCCCAAUGACGUUGAAGGGAUACAGGCGCUCCUCCUCGUCGCGCAGUACUCCUAUCACCAUCCAACUGUCUGGGCCGCCUGGAGAACGGUAGGCGCGGCUCUUCGACUUGCUGUGGAACUCGGUUUACAUGAAGAUGUUUCAACCGGGUUGGACUUUCUUGCUCUUGAUACAAGGAGAAGGACUUUCUGGGUGGCCUAUGCAAUGGACCGAAACCUCUCUGUAGGCAUGUCUAUGCCGUCGUGUUUAUCGGAUGGGGCAAUAUCUGCACAGUUCCCAAGUGAUGCAGAAGAUCAAUUCAUCACGCAAGACGGGAUUAUCUCAACGGAGAUAAGUACUGUCCCGAGACCAAAGCGUCUCGCGUUGCACAUGUUGCGAUAUCGCCAGAUUCAAUCGGAAUUACGGCACAUGCUAUGGGAACAGCUGUCACCUUACGCCAAUAUCAACUUUAGCGAGUGGCAGCACCAAAUGCGAGCUCGUAUUGACAAUUGGUACCACAGUAUUCCUUGCGGCAAUAACCUCGGCAAGUUUGAAAACAGCAUCCUCCAGACUUUCGAAGCUACCUAUAAUACGGCAUUGUUGCAUCUGUAUCGCCCAUCACACAAUAAUCCAUCACCACCUGCGCAGCAGGCAGUACACAUGACUCGGGCUGCAAUCAGGAUGAUUCAACUAUACACAGUUUUCUUUCGCCAGAAGCAGUUGACAAUCUACUGGCAAUCGAUAGAAAACAUAUUUUCCGCAGGCACAGCUCUCAUGUCGGCUUACGCUCAGUUUUCAGAGGUUCAAGAGCUCAUUGAUCUCCGCUCUCUCGAAUCACUAAUUCACUCAUGUUCGUCACUACUAUGGGGGAUGGUGGAGCGAUUUCCUUCAUUUCAAGGCAAACGCGAUGUUUUUGAUACCACAGCAUCCAAUUUCCUCGAGGAGCUCAACGCCAGUCCUUCAAGGGCUACGAUUUCGCAGGGUUCAUUUCUCCCAAUGAAUUUACCUACCAGUGAGCAGUAUAUCCACGAGGUUGCCACUGAGAAUGUCGAGCUUUCUCCAUUACAUUUUGGCGGCCCGAGUCUAAUGUCGCAUUGCCCUGAUGAAGACUUGUGGUCUCAAUUCUUCAGCUUAGAUGAUUUUAUGUUCCACGUAAAUUAAAGAGAUGACUCCUCAACGAGGGAAUCCAAUGUUUGAAUUGACGGCAUUUUCGUUUUCGACGUCAUAGUUGCCAAGGCCCCGCUUGGGUUUCAGGGUGCUUGAAGUCAUAAGGAUUAAUUUGAAGCUCAAGGUACUCUAAUAAGCGGGUUGAACUUAAUGAAUUAUCAAGCCUGGACAUGCUUGGGUCGAAGGAAUAAUGCUGGUGCAGGGUAGGUGAUUUACCAAGGGCCUGAUUUGGCUGGAUUUAGCUUGACUGCUGGU